Molecule: messenger RNA, 2974 nt
Organism: Oldenlandia corymbosa var. corymbosa
Lineage: Eukaryota; Viridiplantae; Streptophyta; Magnoliopsida; Gentianales; Rubiaceae
Source: the annotation of a GenBank genome assembly
AUGUUUGGCACCCAAAGGUCUCAGUAUGUAGGUGGCAAGAAGGAGAAAUUUGUGAGGUUGGAAGAUUUGGACUCUAAUUUAUCAUUUAAAAGUGCAGAUAUGCCUGGGAAAAAAGUUAGUUUUGGGUUUAGCCUAGGGGGACUGACCUCUGGAGGUCGGUCCAGCAAUAGGAAAUCAUCGAAAUCAUUUAGGGUAGGGGUGAAAAGAGGAUCUGAAGGUAUACUGACUCUUGGCAGAUCACUAAGAUCCGGUGUGACCCGUGCUAUGUUUCCAGAAGAUCUUAAAGGUUCUGACAAGAAAAUAAUUGAUCCACAAGACAAAUCUCUCUUAUUAUGGAAUAGACUUUUGGUCUGCUCAUGUAUUAUUGCAGUUUCGAUAGAUCCCUUGUUUCUGUAUCUUCCUGUUUUUAAGAAUAACCCAAUGUGCCUUCACUUGGAUGAAAGUUUAGCAUAUACAACUACCACUCUUCGAACUUUGGUUGAUGCAUUUUAUGUUAUAAGGAUGGUUCUCCAAUUCCGUACAGCCUACAUUGCACCAUCAUCUCGAGUUUUUGGCCGGGGUGAACUUGUGAUUGACCCAAAAGAGAUAGCAAGUAGAUAUAUACACCGGUAUUUUGGUGUGGAUCUUCUAUCUGUGCUGCCUUUACCUCAGAUUGUUGUGUGGAGAUUUCUUCACAGAUCAAAGGGUUCAGAUGUUUUGGCUACAAAACAAGCACUCGUGAUCAUCGUGUUCCUUCAGUAUAUACCUAGAUUUAUUCGGAUUCUACCACUAAUGUCAGAGUUAAAGAAAACAGCUGGUGUAUUUGCUGAAACCGCUUGGGCUGGUGCUGUAUACUACCUGUUGUGGUUCAUACUUUCUAGUCAUAUAGUUGGAGCUUUCUGGUACCUGUUAGCGGUGGAGCGAAGAGAUACGUGUUGGGAAACUGCUUGUCAAGAGAGUAGUAAUGUCUGUGAUACAAAUUUUCUUUAUUGCACUCGUGAUGGCGAUGUAAAGUUAGAUGUUGCAGAAUGGAAAAACAUCACGGAUACCGUGCUGAAACCUCGCUGUGCUAUCAAUGAUACAUAUUCAGCAUUUAAUUAUGGGAUAUAUGCACAAGCCUUGACAUCCGGAGUUGUUGAAUCUGAGCUUUUUUUGUCUAAAUACUUCUACUGCUUGUGGUGGGGCCUGCAAAAUCUCAGUACUCUUGGCCAAGGGCUUCAGACGAGUACGUAUCCUGGAGAGGUUAUAUUCUCCAUAGCCAUGGCAAUCUUUGGCCUCAUCCUGUUUGCUCUUCUCAUUGGUAACAUGCAGACGUAUCUUCAAUCUAUGACAGUCCGUCUUGAGGAGAUGAGAAUUAAAAGACGAGAUUCUGAGCAAUGGAUGCAUCACAGAGUUCUUCCUCCAGAGCUCAGGGAAAGAGUUCGGCGCUAUGAUCAAUACAAAUGGAUGGAAACGAGAGGAGUAGAUGAAGAGAACUUGGUACAGAGUCUGCCAAAAGACCUCAGGCGAGAUAUCAAGCGACAUCUUUGUUUAAACUUGGUCAGAAGGGUGCCUUUGUUUGCCAAUAUGGAUGAGAGACUGCUUGAUGCCAUCUGCGAGAGGCUUAAACCAAGUUUGUUCACAGAAAAUACUUACAUUCUCCGCGAAGGGGAUCCGGUGGACGAGAUGUUGUUUAUCAUCCGUGGCCGUCUGGAGAGUGUAACAACAGAUGGUGGAAGAAGUGGAUUUUUCAACAGAGGUUAUCUGAAAGAAGCCGAUUUUUGUGGAGAGGAGCUCCUGACUUGGGCGCUGGAUCCUAAGGCUGGUGCUAAUUUACCACCUUCAACCCGUACAGUCAAGGCCUUAACAGAAGUAGAGGCAUUUGCCUUGAUAGCUGAUGAAGUGAAAUUCAUCACCAGUCAAUUUAGACGUAUACAUAGCCGGCAAGUUCAGCAUACAUUUCGAUUUUACUCGCAGCAAUGGAGAACUUGGGCAGCCACAUUUAUACAGGCUGCAUGGCGUCGAUAUGCAAGGAGGAAGCAUGCUGAGCUUAUUCGGCUUGAAGAUGAAAUGGAGAAUGCUCCCAGCCACAGUUUCGGGGCAACGAUGUACGCAUCAAAAUUUGCUGCUAAUGCUUUACGUGGUGUUCACAGAAAUCGUAGCUCCACAAUUAUAAAUCCGCCAAAGCCUUCUGAACCUGACUUUGAAGCAGAUUUGAUGGAUCCAACUGGAAAAACUUUCUGAUUCCUACCGUAGUGCAGAUGCCAAUUACUAACACGCUGUGUAGAUUACCUAGUUAAAAUACAUAUUCUGUUAAUUGACCUUGCUGUACAAAAUGACAUUUGUUUCUUCUUCCUGAUAGAGGAAGAGUACUUAACAGGCUAAAGUUCUAUAACCUAGUUAUCAUCGGAUAUAGAUACUUUGAGUUCUAUGUCAGCCGCACAAUCAUAACUGUAGAAAAGGAAUACAUUAGGAGGCAGCAAGGGUCAGAGACUCGAGAGGAAAAAGAUGAAGAAACCAGAAGUAUCAUGUAUAAAUUGCAAUUCUUGCUUUUGUACAUAAAUCCAAGAACAUAAAAUCUAGUAUAGAGAAUAUAGAACAACAUUCUUUACAAUGUAUUCUCAAUUUUGCUCUUAAUCGGAGCUUCUAAUAUAGAGAAGCCUAUGGAAUCUAUUUUCAAGGAUCAAAAGCUCUUUCCUUUACUCCAGAAGAUCAUUCCCUCCCCGUGUUGAUGUUGACACAUUAAAAAACAUUUUAGAAUAAAAGAGAACAUUUCCGGUGCCAAGGACUUGGGAAGCUGGCAGUCAGUGAACUCGCUCCACUAUACAGGUCUAGGUAUAUUCAAUGUAAACAACCUAUCUAGAACUACCAAGUCCUCUUUCACUCUUCAUGCCAUAUUUCAAGACAAUAUCAUCUCCAUCCUGGAAGAGUUGUCUCAUUCUUCCACAGGGGCAUAUCAACUCCGCCAGGCCGGUGAUUGUUCCAGAUCAACAUCUUCUUCCCACCAUGUGGCAUU